CUCUCUGGGUUCGCGCCGCUGCCUGAGCUGGUAAAGCGCGAUCCUGAAACCUCGCCCGGCCUGCGGACCCGGCUCAAACCGGAUUUCUGCCCGGAACCCUUAGCCCGAGGGGCGCGGGACUGGGGCUCCGACUCUUUCCUUGGGUCCUGUGACCCCCACCCCCGAUUACGGGAGUCCCCAGCCCCUUCCCUGGAGUGAGGCCUAGCCCGUUGGGGUCCCGGGGUCCCCGCCGUCCCCCGCCAUGGGCAACACAAGCAGCGAGCGCGCCGCGCUGGAGCGACAGGGCGGCCAUAAGACGCCCCGAAGGGACAGCUCGGGGGGCGCCAAGGAUGGGGACAGGCCCAAGAUCCUGAUGGACAGCCCCGAGGACGCCGACCUCUUCCACUCCGAGGAAAUCAAGGCUCCAGAGAAGGAGGAGUUCCUGGCCUGGCAGCACGAUCUGGAAGUGAAUGAUAAAGCUCCCGCCCAGGCUCGGCCAACUGUCUUUCGAUGGACGGGGGGCGGAAAGGAAGUGUACUUGUCUGGGUCCUUCAACAACUGGAGUAAACUUCCGCUCACAAGAAGCCACAAUAACUUUGUAGCCAUCCUGGACCUGCCGGAAGGAGAGCAUCAGUACAAGUUCUUUGUGGAUGGUCAGUGGACACAUGACCCUUCUGAGCCAAUAGUAACCAGCCAGCUUGGCACAGUUAACAACAUCAUUCAAGUGAAGAAAACUGACUUUGAAGUAUUUGAUGCUUUAAUGGUGGAUUCACAAAAGUGCUCCGAUGUGUCUGAGCUGUCCAGUUCCCCGCCAGGACCCUACCACCAGGAGCCCUACGUGUCCAAGCCAGAGGAGCGGUUUAAAGCGCCACCCAUCCUCCCCCCACAUCUGCUGCAGGUCAUCCUGAACAAGGACACCGGCAUCUCUUGUGACCCGGCCUUGCUUCCUGAGCCCAACCACGUCAUGUUGAACCACCUCUAUGCACUUUCUAUCAAGGAUGGAGUGAUGGUGCUCAGCGCGACCCACCGGUACAAGAAAAAGUAUGUCACCACCUUGUUGUACAAGCCUAUAUGAGGAGCUGGCGGCGGGCCCCAGGGAGCCGGCCGCACCACCAGGCUACGUGCGUGCAUGCUUCCCGCUGGAGGCCAUGGACUGCAUUUCCCAUUUCACACUCAGACAUUUCACACCUGCCCUAGUCCUGCCUGGGGGGCGGUUCCGGGGCCGGCGGUUCCGGGGCCAGCAGCCCCGCAGCGCCACGGGCUGAAUCGGUCGUCUCCGCACCCCGUGGCCGAGAGCCGAGUCGGGGCCAGAAGGCCCGCAGCCCGCCACAGGGCACGAGGACCGGUGCAGGAAAUGUACAUCCGCCGGCUGGUCAUGGAGAGUUUUCUUAAGCCAAAAAUAAAACACUAGCCACUUUCAUAGCAAAAAUCCGGGAAGCAGGAACUGAGACCACACAAAAUUUCUCACUGUCUGUGCGUUUUUAAGGCCAUCGACUUGUCCCUCUGAGGCCUGGCUCUGGCGCCUACAAGUGCAGUGUGGGGUUGCCUGUCCUGGAAUCAGAGCGACUCCAGGGAGGUGUCAUUUCUGCAGAGAUGAGAACCUGUCUGGUCUCCAGGUGAAGUUUUACAGCUCGUAUUUACACUCAUGUGCACUAAGUUUUGUUGUUUUGUCUUGUUUUUUUAACCAGAAGUGGCUGCCUGUACAGCUUUUGGGCAGUUUUCUCAUCACCCCAGCUAGAAUGUAGGUCAUGUAAGCAAGCCGCUCAGCAAUAAUCUGUUCUCGGAACAGACUCGAGACCGCUGCCGGAUUUCUCCAGUGAGCUGAUGAUCCGAGGGCUGACCGCUGUUAGCUGGAACAGUGUCCGUCCGGCUCCUUAUCCUCCUAAUGAGGUGCCACUGUUACCGUGAACUCUGGAGAAGCACCCUGCCCUGGCCUGUCACCUUGCGCUGGACCUCUGUCCCCACCCAGCAGAGCAGGCUGUCGCAGUCACUGUCGCUUAUUCUGAAAGGAACCUAGAACCCGACGGCAGCCUUCUAAAUCUGUCAGGAAGACACCCUUUGGACCAAAGUGAACCUCUUUACACUCGGCUUAGUUUCCAGGGAGAUGCCAUUGACAUUCCCAUCAGUGCAGGUUCCUGUCCCCAAGUCAUCAGAAGCUGUCAUCGUGCCCUGUGUUCCUGCUGGGAGACAGGCACGAACUCCCUGGGGUCCAGAAUUUGUUCGGUGAACCCGAAUCCGGGGUACCCUCUUUGUUACUGUUCUCAGAACACUGGGUUAUCAUCACCUUGAUGUACAAGUUUCAAUAAAGCUUUGUAAAGAUA
Molecule: messenger RNA, 2300 nt
Organism: Molossus molossus (Pallas's mastiff bat)
Lineage: Eukaryota; Metazoa; Chordata; Mammalia; Chiroptera; Molossidae
Gene: PRKAB1
Product: protein kinase AMP-activated non-catalytic subunit beta 1
Exons: 7
Coding region: 242-1054 (270 amino acids)
Biological process (GO): signal transduction
Cellular component (GO): nucleus; nucleotide-activated protein kinase complex; cytoplasm
Molecular function (GO): protein kinase binding
Source: RefSeq, a predicted model, not a curated record